AUGUCGAAAAAGCAAGAUAAUCUGAGUCAAGAGGAGAUAUGGGACGACUCCGCCCUGAUAGACUCAUGGAAUGAAGCCCUGAAUGAGUACAAAACUCCCGUUAGAAAUACCACAGCAUUCACGCAAAAGGCGGAAGUUUACGUGAUUUGGAAUCUCAAACACAGCAAGGCAGAGUCUGAUUCUGAACAACCCCAAGCAAAAGAAACAGAUGAUACUGAGUUGAACUUAAAGGCAGCAGAGGAAAAUAAGGAAACCCCUUCAUCGCACAACGAAGCUAAGGGACCUGCUGUGCCUCCAGGUCUCCCUUCUUUCCCCAUCCAGACUGUCCUAGGUUCUGUUCAAGAUGAAAAUCUCAAGAAGCUCCUUAUGUCAUGGUACUAUGCUGGUUACUACACAGGGUUGUACGAAGGCGGCCAGCAACAAACUCAACAGAACCAUGGCUCUUAA
Fusarium sp. VM40 is the source of this 447-nucleotide messenger RNA. The record is from the annotation of a GenBank genome assembly. NCBI's taxonomy places the organism in Eukaryota, Fungi, Ascomycota, Sordariomycetes, Hypocreales, Nectriaceae.